CUUUAUCCAUUUACCCAGGCAAGGGAUUCUUUUGGCACGACUGGCACCAGUGCCGUGAUCAACGGAGUUGAGUUUCGCAUGGCUUCUCAAAAAACAGUAUUGUACAGGCCUGGUCAAACGUUCAAAAGUCCACUCCGAAGACUGCCUCUGCCGGCAGUGCCGCCACAGGUCUUAGCCAAAAAGACUGUGCCAGAGCAGGUCGCUGAGAUGAAAGAAUGGUUCAAGGCUUGGAGGGACCAGAAUUACAAAGUGCGGGAUUACAGAAAGUACUUCAAACCUAUUCUUUGCUACCUUGAAGGCAAAUGGCUGAAGAGUCAAGGAGACGACAAACUGCCUUUUUCACAGUCCUUUUUAUCCAACGAGGAACGCGCCCGGUACCAAGCCUACAGCGGAGCCAUUCCAGUAGAGAGACAUACCUUUAGACCAACGUCUAUCGUCGACUUUGAGAACGGUAAACCCGUGUUUGCUACUUGGGACUACAGAGUUUUGUGUCACCCGGUGACUCAAGACAUCCCCACCAGUACCUUCCGCGUUGCUGAUGACUUGAGUAUACGGACCGCAAGGAAAUUGACUCUGGCUCAACUCUCACGUAGUGAUAUAGCCAAGUUCCAGCUUAACCCACUGAAUCGGCCAUGGAAAGCAAAUUCAGAGUUCGACGACUCCGAUUAUGAAUUUCUCGAUCAGCUGAUGUCUCAGGUCCCGGGUCCAAAUAACUACGACGGAAAGUUGUAUGACGAUUCGUUCUCCAAACCAACCCACCCUUUUACCGCUACCAACAACAAUGCUGCCAAGGUGAGAAUGAAGUAA
Molecule: messenger RNA, 807 nt
Organism: Lingula anatina
Lineage: Eukaryota; Metazoa; Brachiopoda; Lingulata; Lingulida; Lingulidae
Source: RefSeq, a predicted model, not a curated record